AUGCUGUCUUGCAUAGCAGCGCACAUUGCUUUGCAUAUGCUGAGUAGAGCUCAGUCUUCUACAAGAAAAGAGGCAAUCAACACUUGCCUUAAAUUGAGAGAGGACUUUGCUGCUUUUUCUGCUUUGUGGAUAAAAGCUUUAGCAGAUAAGGUAAUUGAGUCCUGGUAUGCUAUAACUGAAGCUGCCAUGGGGAAUUUCAUAGCCCACAUCGUGCCUGGUUUGGCUUUAACUCUUCUUGGCUUAUGGCACACCAUCAACACUACCAGGUCCUACUACAACAACAAGACCUCUACAAACUUCAUCGUCAAGUUUUGGCACCCAUUUUAUUGUCCUUUUUCCAUGCUCAAAUACGUGGAGCCUAUCCUCAUUCUAUCCUUCUGUAUAUUCUCAGUUUUGGACCAAAUAUUCGAUUUCCCUCUCUUUCGCUUCUCCUUCGAGCUUGUCAACUUGGAACAUGCAGCCAUGUUCCUUCACCUUGCCAUCUUUGCAGGUUUCACCCUUUGCACAGAGAUAACUGGAUCAUCUCACAUCCUGUCAAGUUUCACUGGGAUACUCGCCACUUCCCUCUUCAGCCAAGAGCUUUUCCUCCUUCAUUUCCACUCAGCUGACCAUGUCGGUCUAGAGGGCCAUUACCACUGGCUCCUUCAGCUUAUAAUAUUCACCUCUCUCCUAUCGGCCUUAGCUGCCACUUUUCUCCCAACCAGCUUCCCAGCAGCCCUUGGUCUCUCAGUUUCAGUAGUAUUCCAGGGAUGUUGGUUUAUGAACAUGGGGUGUAUGCUGUGGCUUCCUCAGUUUGUUCCUCAGGGAUGCUCAGUGAAUACGAUGCUUUCGGGUGGGAACAGCGGUUCCGUAAUUCAUGGAGCAGUCACCUGUGAAUCUUCUUACGCAGAUCAUAGGGCUAGAGCUCUUGCAAACUUGCAGUUCAGCUGGAUACUUUGCGGAAUCAUGUUGGUCACUGGUUGUCUUUGCCUGAAAUCAGCUGGGAAGUCCACCCGGAGUCUGCAGCAGUAUGAGCAACUUAACACCAUCAGAGGUGGUGAUAGUCCUGUCGCCAUUAUCGAGGGCUUCAAGUAAGUCCGGGUCGAAGCACUAGCUACAUAAUCUAGUUUAAGAUGAUGAUGAUGAUAUGAUGGCCACCACUGUAGAAUGAAUAACUAGGGAUGCAUAUGUACUGAACUUAUCUUUCAAUGCAAAGAAUGAAUGUCCAGGAGCAAAGUGAUACUGUUGGUUGUAAAGAUGAAAGCUUUCUUAUCUUCCCGAAGGUCAAAAAGGGAAGCUAUUUUUAUGUGAUGGUAGACAGGUAGAGAAAAGGAAAAGGGUUUGCUUUUGCUAGUGCUUUCUCACUCGGAUCUCAAGCUCAAUUUGUCUUUGCGUUUCUGGCCAAGUAGAAAUGAUCAUCUGAGGAACGGUGAGGCUAUAUGAUUGAUGCAAAAUUGGUCUGAUGUAGUGGUGCACAAAAGUUCAGUCCAAACCAUGUCGAGCCCGUAUCUUACCAAAUGAAAACUAUUGAGAUGUAUUGACAAGAAAGGAAUGAAGGGGGGGAAAAGUUUUCUCGCUGAAUGCCUGAAUCGGGAUUUGGUUUGGGGCAGUCGGUUGUCAAAACCCAAAUGCUCUUCUCGUUCUGGCAAUGCCAUUGCCAGGCAUGAUGAUCUUUUGAUUGGUCGUGGGCCUCAAGCUUUCAUAAUUUGGGCUGUUUCUCGUUCUUUUCAGCUUUCUUUCCAUCUUGGAUUUUAG
Molecule: messenger RNA, 1734 nt
Organism: Linum tenue
Lineage: Eukaryota; Viridiplantae; Streptophyta; Magnoliopsida; Malpighiales; Linaceae
Source: the annotation of a GenBank genome assembly